Messenger RNA from Salvia miltiorrhiza (redroot sage), 1296 nucleotides. Its product is annotated as protein SRG1-like. The record is from RefSeq and is a predicted model, not a curated record. Lineage: Eukaryota; Viridiplantae; Streptophyta; Magnoliopsida; Lamiales; Lamiaceae. Bases 112 to 1209 code for a protein of 365 amino acids. The transcript has 2 exons.
CUGCUUAAGGAUCACAAAACAUGCACUAAGAAAAACAAAAGGCACUAUUUUUGAGUCUUCACAUCACUGGUUCAUCAUCUCCACCAAAUUAAAGAGAGAAAAAAAAAAUCGAUGAUGGAAAAUAUUGAAAAGAUUAAUCACCACAACACCAAAUUCAUCGACGAAAAUGGGCAGUUACAAACAAUCAAAAUUCCAGUAGUUCAAGACUUGGCCCGACUGAAGACCAUACCCGAAGAGUUCAUCCAAAAUCCGGUUGCAGCCCACCCGUUUCCUUCCAACGCCUUGCUUGACGCGAUAGACAUGGCAAAACUCCGGAGCAAGUCGGGUCGGGUCAUGGAGCUGAGGAAACUGGGCAGCAUCUGCGGGGAAUGGGGUAUGUUUACGAUCCGAAACCACGGGUUGGAUCCACGGGUUAUGGAGGAGGUGGAACAAGUAGUGAAGGAAUUCUUCGAGCUGCCGUUCGAGGAGAAAAAAUCGAGUGUGGGAACGUACAUGGAUGCGGAUAACAUGGGAUAUGGCCGGAAUUUCUUCAAGUCGAAGCUCCAGCCGUUGGAUUGGAUUGAUCGCUUGACUAUGAGGGCGGCUCCGGUGGGCUCUGCCGACGGCCUCCGAGUUUGGCCCAAUAAUCCACCCAAUUUCAGGCCAACCCUAGAGAAUUAUGUGAAGGCUGCUCGAGAAGUUCAUGACGAACUUCUCGAAGCCCUUGCAGAAGCCAUCUCACUCGAUACACACUCUUUUUUACAAUAUUUUGAUCCACACACGAGUGAGAUCAACGUUCGUAUAAACCAUUAUCCGUCUUGCCCCCAACCCGAUUUAACAAUAGGCUUGGUCCCACACACGGACGCUGCUGCCCUGACUCUCUUGACUCAAUUUGGAUCCGAAAAUGGGCUCCAAGUAAUGAAGGACAAUCAAUGGAUCACAGUGCCAUGGCCAUGCGACUCAUUGCUCAUAAAUGUUGGAGAUUGCAUUGAAAUAAUGAGUAACGGGAGGCUCAAGAGCUCGUGGCACCGGGCCGUGGCCCAACCAGAUAUGGGCCGGUUCUCGGUCGCGUUGUUUUACAGGCCACCAAGGGGAGCUGAGUUUGGGCCUGCAAAUGAUGGUGAGCCCAAUAAGUAUAAGAAAGUUGUUGUGGGGGAAUAUUUGGACCACUUUUACGAAGUAAGCCCAACAGUUACUAAACAAGCCAUAAUGUUUGCCAAAUUUAAUUAAUUAUUGUGAAAAAUAAUUUGAACCAUUGUUCAUUUGUAAGUAUGGGUUGAUAGUAUUUCCAAAAAUAAAAUGUAACCUUUUCAUCUA